This is a messenger RNA of Vigna radiata var. radiata (mung bean), 479 nucleotides long. Its product is annotated as chymotrypsin inhibitor ECI-like. Lineage: Eukaryota; Viridiplantae; Streptophyta; Magnoliopsida; Fabales; Fabaceae. The record is from RefSeq and is a predicted model, not a curated record. The annotation marks the transcript as partial. The transcript has a single exon. Gene Ontology annotation, molecular function: endopeptidase inhibitor activity.
GAAAAACCUUGAGAUUUGUUCCAUAGUCAAGGAAAGAAAUGGCGAGUACAAUACUUUUUGCUCUCUUUCUUCUUUCUGUCCUAACCUUCUACCCUCCUUCAAUCACUGCUCAAGUGACCGAUGGGAGUGGUAACAUCGCUACUAAUCGUGGCAUAUUCUAUAUAACGCCACCCAAAUUUGGGCUGGGCGGUGGAAUUCAACGAAUUAAAACUGGAAACGAAACUAGCCGUUUCUCAGUUGUGCAGUCUCGCUUUGAGACCGAUCUAGGGCUUCCAUUGAGAAUUGCAUCCCCAUACCUUGUCACAUUUAUCCCGAUCGGGAGCCCUGUGUUCAUUAGCUUCGUAGAUGAUCCUGUCGGUGCCAACCCUCUCGAGUGGACCGCUGUUAAGGUUCUGUCUGAAGGAACCUUCGUUAAAGUUGGCUACCCAAAUUCAUUCGAAGGGUACUUCAUUAUUGAGGCAGCUUCCUCAGCCAAUACC